This is a messenger RNA of Monoraphidium neglectum, 270 nucleotides long. Its product is annotated as T-complex protein 1 subunit zeta. The transcript has 2 exons. Gene Ontology annotation, cellular component: chaperonin-containing T-complex. NCBI's taxonomy places the organism in Eukaryota, Viridiplantae, Chlorophyta, Chlorophyceae, Sphaeropleales, Selenastraceae. The record is from RefSeq and is a predicted model, not a curated record. Gene Ontology annotation, biological process: protein folding. Gene Ontology annotation, molecular function: ATP-dependent protein folding chaperone; ATP binding; ATP hydrolysis activity. Bases 1 to 270 code for a protein of 89 amino acids.
AUGGGGUCUGUCAAGACACUGAACCCAAAUGCGGAGGUGAUGGGCCGCAACGCGGCCCUGUUCAUGAACAUCAACGCCGCCAAGGGGCUGUACGAGGUGAUGAAGACCAACUUCGGCCCCAAGGGGACGAUCAAGAUGCUCGUCGGCGGUGCUGGAGACAUCAAGCUCACCAAGGACGGCAACGUGCUGCUGCGGGAGAUGCAGAUCCAGAACCCCACGGCCGUCAUGAUCGCGCGCACGGCCGUCGCACAGGAUGACGUCACCGGGUGA